Acanthocheilonema viteae is the source of this 219-nucleotide messenger RNA. The record is from the annotation of a GenBank genome assembly. NCBI's taxonomy places the organism in Eukaryota, Metazoa, Nematoda, Chromadorea, Rhabditida, Onchocercidae.
AUGCCAACCGUUGAACUGGUCGAGAGUUUCCGAGCUCCAAUUUAUGACGGGAACUGGCUUGAUCCCAGUUCUGCACUUCAACAUUAUAUUGGCUUAUGGGAAUUUCUGCGCAGACUGAUUUUCGUCUUCGCUGAUUACUAUCAGCCUCUUGCAACCACUCUCAGUCGUGGUGGGUCCACAUCCCUUCCAGAAGAUGAAGAUGAAGAUGAAGAACAGUAG